This is a messenger RNA of Caenorhabditis auriculariae, 2302 nucleotides long. Lineage: Eukaryota; Metazoa; Nematoda; Chromadorea; Rhabditida; Rhabditidae. The record is from the annotation of a GenBank genome assembly.
AUGACUCUUCCCUCUGCCUCCCUGACGCUCUCUCCUCAACAGUCUCUGCUUUCUUUUCUUCUGCUUGCUCAUGCUAGCUAUCGGUUCACUACUUCAACUUCAUUGAUAUCGUUCCAAAUAAGUUUCUCACUUCGUCAGUUCCUUCAACUUUCUGUUUUUUUCUUCAACACGCUGUACUUUACAAUAAUGUUUGAGGAGGUUUGGAAAAGCUUAAUGUAACUUUCUAUCACAUUUCUGUUUCAGGAGUUUCAAAAGCGGGGGAAAAACAACUGUUGGAGGAUGCAGAAAAGUUCAAAAGAGAACUUGCUGAAAGAGAGUCAGACAUCAAGCGAAAGUAAAAUUUAAUUUAAGUUGACAUGAAGAUUUAAUUUUUUUUUAUUCCUAAACAGAGGUGGAGGAUGGCUGCCCACUGGCCGCCCUGCCUGCCAAGCCAUAAACGCCCAAAAGCAGAAAUGACUUUUUCAAUAGUAAGUCAAUGACUCAUUUCUAUCGCUUGGCCCAAUGGCUUGGCCGCCAAGCCAAGGGCUGCCUUCCCAAUCCUCCACCUCUGUUCCUAAGUAUUAUUCACGAAAAGUCGUUUUGAUAUUUUGAUAGUUUUGAUAUGGAUAUGUCUUCAAUAGUCCUUCAGACACUUAAAAUUCACAACGAAAAGUUGGACCUUCCUCCGUUUUUAAAUCCCAGAGAGCGUUUUAAAACUAUUUGAAGUUUUUUUAAUUUUUCAUUUUGAGUAUCAAGUUUCCAAAGAUACUAUCCAUCCAGAAAGAGUUAAAAGCCUGUAAGGUGAUCUAGUUUAGGAACGAUGAGCGAAAUGAAAAGCUGCAACAAGAGCUGAGGGAUCAAAGAACAGCCAACACUGAGUUUCUCGACGAAAAAAGGCGAAAUCAGCAGAAUACUCGCAACUCCGAGAAAAAAGAGAACGAAGAAAGAUGCAUUUUCAACAGAGAACAGCUGAACCAGCAGAGAAGGGACCUCGACGAAACUAUUCAGAAAAAGUGAGCUUUUAAAGUAUUUUUAGAAAGAAAAAAUAAAAGUCUUUUGGGUAAACUAAGAUAGAAUGGAAAAGUAGUGAAGCUAGCUCAUUUUUUACAUUCUAAAUGUUUGUAAAUUGGGAAAAUCUACUUUUUCUCAAGUGCAAUCAUUUAGGCUAAAUAUAUUUGAAAAACUCUGAGAUAGGUCUUCAAAGAUAUGAAUCAUCUAUCUUAUUUUUUAAAGCAAAAAAGCCAUUUGAAAAUCAGCAAGGUUGUUCAGAAAGGUCGAACAACGGCAGCAGUUCCAAGCGGAAAUGACGGCGGUCAGAGAAGGGGGAGACAGGGAAGUCAAAAUAUACGAGGACGCCAGAAAAACGGCACAGGUUUCGGAAUUUUCUUUUCCUUUUUUCAACCAUUGACAUCCAGAAAUAGACAGAGUUGUUGCAGAAAGACCAUGAAAUGAAAGAAAAAAUCGUCGAUGAGAAUUUCCAAGGUCAAAUGGCAUAUCUGAACUUCCUUGGAGAGAUGGGUCGAGUCACUCACCUCGACUCGCAAAUCUGUUCGAUAAAUCAGAAAGUGGCCGAUAUCAAACAAAAAUGUUUCAAUCUGAGUGAUGCGGUCAACGCAGUCAAAAAGGAAAUCAAACCGGAACUCAUUUUGGUUCGUUUCAUUCUUUGAAGCAAACGUUUUGCAGAGGCGUUUGAUGAGAUUUCUCCAAAACGUCAGUUUAUGAUUUUGAAGGUCAAAAAAUGUCUAUCUUAUUUUUUUCUAGCGGUGAACAGUUAAAUUUUCUUGGGUCUUGAGAUAAUCAUCUAACUUAAAAUAUCUCCUCCCAAUAAACAUUUUUCGAAAUUAUCAUAUUUUUGGCUGAUCUGAAGUUGAAAUUUUCAGCAUAGAGUUAAAAAGAUUCGAGAUGAAGCUGAAUCGCUUCGAAAAUCAGCUCAAAUGGCGAAAAAAAGUUUGAUUCAAGCUGCAAAUUUGGAAAGAAGCGAAAAGAAUAAUCUCAAGGUUUAUUAAAUGUUUCAAAAGUUUUGAGCUCUUUUUUUUCAAUUUAGAAGCAACUUGAGCGUUUGGAAGAUGGAGGCCUUGAGAUACUGUGUGAUAAAUUUCAGGUCAGUUUUUUGGGAAUAUUCGAAAAUUGAUCGAAUUAAUUCCAGAAUCCCAAGACGGAUAUCGACAAGACAUUGAAAGAAAUCAGCAAGGAGGUCGAGGCCAUCGAAAAUGUUUGUGAAGAAAUGAAUCCCAGUUUUCACACGCAUGGAAAGCAAUUUAUCGAGCCUAGCGGAUUUGCCCAGAGUUCUACUAGUAGACAAAAUGCUUUAUCAUAUCAAUGA